AUGAAAAGGCGCGCAAUGUUGUUCUCCACAGUGUUGGCAUUAUGGGUUCUGUCGGCGGGAGACGCACAAACUUACCGGCGCACGGACCCGGAGACAGGCAGGACGCUGGAGUGUGCCCGGUGCCCCCCAGGGUCGCGCCUCCGCCAGCACUGCUCCAGCUCCCGCCAGACCAAGUGCUCCCCGUGCGGACCCGGGAUGUACACCGAGUUCUGGAACUACAUCCCGGACUGCCUGCUGUGCGACUCCUGCGCCGAGCACCAGCGCGUGCUGCAGCCGUGCAACGGUAUCGCGAACACGGUGUGUGAGUGUGAGGAGGGCUUCUACUGGGAGCAGCACUUCUGCAGGAGACACAGUGUCUGCAGACCGGGACACGGCGUCAAAACCGCCGGGACGCCGCACAGAGACACAGUGUGUGAGGCCUGCGCGGAGGGUCAUUUCUCAGACGUCUCUAAAGCUCAUGCGAAGUGUGUGAAACACAGAGUCUGCCAGGGCGAAGAGCAUCUGCUGCUGUCUGGAAACACACACUACAACAGCAUCUGCACAACCUGCCAGGAGCUCAGUAACAACGCUACAGUUUGGACUGCUUUAUUCGACCCGGCACUGUCAGCUCUGCAAGUUAAGCAGAAGAUUGAUAUUCACCGUCUGGAGCAGAUGGUGAUCCGGCGUCUGAAGAAACCUCUGAAACAGCUCCACAAGAGGGCGGCGAUGCGCAGAGCGGAUUUUUCUGAGGGGCUGAUCGACCGUUUCAUGAUGCUGGAGAACUCGUGUCUGUCUUGUCUGGCCCAAAGAAUGACGCAGAACAUCCGCAGAGUCCAGCAAAGCUGUAAUACUGUGGGGAAUAGAUCAGGCAUACUGCAUCCCAAUCCUGCAGUCCUCUGACUGCCAUUAUUAAUAUUAAUGAGCAGAGCUGGGUAGAUUACAUUCAUAGUUACUGAAUAAAAUUACAUCACGCAUUUUGUAGCCAGUAAUAUAAUCUGUUACACAACGUCCUUUGGAUUACAUUUAGAUUACUUUUGAGCUGUAAUCAGUAACUGAUUACAAAUGACAGGAAUUAUUAGAUUACAUUACCAUUAAUGUGUAAUCUUAAAGAUUAUAUUGAAGAUUACAAAGCUUGUUAUUCACAUUUGAAUUCAGUUACUGAUUACAGUUUAAAAGUAAUCUAAAAGUAAUCCAAAAGUAGACCAAUUACAUGACCAUAAUUUUGGAUUACAUUUAGAUUACUUUUGAAUUGUCGAUUAAAAAAGAGAUUUGUGGUCAUUAAUGUAAUCUUAUGAUGGUAAUGUAAUCUGAUUACUUUUGGAUUAGGUUUAGAUUACUUUUGAAUUGUCGAUUACAAAUUACACUAAGAGAUUUGUGGUCAGUAAUGUAAUCUUAUGAUUACAGUUAUGGUAAUGUAAUCUGAUUACUUUUGGAUUAGGUUUAGAUUACUUUUGGACUGUAAUCAGUAACUGAUUACAAAUUACAUGACUAAAUGUGUAGUCGGUAAUAUAAUCUCUUAGAUUACACAUUUACGUUAAUGUAAUUGCACUACUUUUGGAUUACAUUUAGAUUACUUUUAUGCUAACUUAUCUGACAUGACAGAUGCUGAAGCAGGGUAAUCUUAUGCUGUUUGACUGAUAGAAAUAAAAGAUAUCCUCAUUGUUUAAGAGCCUCGACAGCUUCUGUUUAAAGUGCAUGGACAGUUCACAAUACUCACACUUGUAUACCUCACUGUUAGUGUUCGCUUACAGAAACACUGAUCAAACCCAAACCUCAAACAAGUGCAGAUGCAGACAUGAAGAAUCACAAAGGGGUGAUAUACGCUGCUGGUUUAACAUGACAUUUAUAUAUGAAUGUUAAAAAAGGAGAAAAGUUUUACAUUCUUUAAAUAUGUAAUGGUGUAAUCAAGAUUACAAACAAUCCGUUAGUACCCAGCUCUGCAGUCUGUGUGUGUGUGAUUGUGAGAGAGAUCUCAGAUUAUCUGUGUCCAGGCUAGUCAAUAAAGUGCACUGCAUACAAGCUUUGUAAAUAUUACAGAUUAAUAUAUGUCAUAUUUUCAAUGUAUUUAUUGAAUAUUUUUAUACACAUCUAUCAAACUGCAUUCCGCUCCAUUAAACAAUGAAAGAAGACAA
Molecule: messenger RNA, 2111 nt
Organism: Danio aesculapii
Lineage: Eukaryota; Metazoa; Chordata; Actinopteri; Cypriniformes; Danionidae
Product: tumor necrosis factor receptor superfamily member 11B-like
Exons: 4
Coding region: 1-879 (292 amino acids)
Molecular function (GO): protein binding
Source: RefSeq, a predicted model, not a curated record